Messenger RNA from Drosophila willistoni, 1373 nucleotides. RefSeq lists its product as uncharacterized. The record is from RefSeq and is a predicted model, not a curated record. The transcript has 3 exons. The coding region runs from base 999 to 1316 and encodes 105 amino acids. NCBI's taxonomy places the organism in Eukaryota, Metazoa, Arthropoda, Insecta, Diptera, Drosophilidae.
GUCUACACUGGGUACAAAUUAUUAUGGUGAUGAUUCUGAGUUGUCUUUAUUGUCAGGCUGCGUGGUCCAGGUACUAGGGAGGCGAAACUUAUAUUUCUCACUGGCUUAACCCGCGGUACCAUCUGAUGGACAACAGGUCGAGCCGAAUAAGUGAGAUGCGCGGGAGUGUGACGCUCAGUUAUUUGCUCCUCCUUCGCGUCCUCCUUUGGGUAGAAGUGAUGUAGCUGCGGUUGUGCCGGUACUGCAUUGACAAUGCGAAGGAUUAACGGUGUCGAGGACGUCGACGUGGACGAUGAUGCCGCUGACGAGGAUAAACGUGUAAAGCUCUGAUGAGAAAUAGCUCCAAAAUCCCUGUUUCCGUGCAGUAUUGUGGCCGCUUGGAUUACAACCGUACAAUAGCUUAGCGCAAGGAAUGACGUUAACUACGGAGUGAAUGGAUGGAUUGACAAAAGUUCAAGCGCUGUGAAAUUAAUUAAGGUAACGUGAAUGCCAAGACUUACUGCGAUGGAGCGCAUGAUGACCACUUCAGCACCAACUAAUUGCUGCUAAACAAGUACCCAUUGCAUUUAUAUAUUCAGCACUUGGACCGGAUUAGUAAUGCGCUGCCUCUCAGCUGUUGCCUGCUUGACCAAUUAUGAAAAAGAUGCAAAAGAUUUAUUGAACAUUUGCGUAGUUGAGACACUCCCACAAUUGCAAGAUUGUGACGCCGAGCCGCAAACGCAGACGCGUGUUUUGCUAACUAGUACCAGAGGCUUAGCUGCGAGGGGCAAUAUGAACUUUAUUUUCCUCUCAACGAUUCGUUGCCAUGCCACUGCUCUUUAACUACCAAUUGGCGACUGGCUUUACAGUGAUUUCAUGGCAGAGCAAUUCACACAGCACUUCAGUUUGACUUUGCCACUCGCUUCGUUUCGUAUUGAGGGAGAGAAACUAUCAGAUCUCCCGGCCGCCCACGUUCAUUGUCCCUUGUGACCAAUAUAACCAAAUUCAUUUUACCCAUAAUGCGUUCAUUGGUGAUCCUGCUGUUAUUUACCUUGUGCUCUUUCUGCGAUUCAUCUAAAGAGGAGAUGGUAGCCCCACAACUUUUGAUUGACUCCGCACCCUCAGUGGUUUCAUAUCAGGGCUCUUCGCAGACACAUACUCGUUUUGUUAUAGCACCAAUGGGCCGAUCCUUAGGAUAUGUUGAGCCCAUAAAUCUUAAUCGAACUUUUCGUACUUCCAAGGCGACAAUUGAUGAUGCUGUGGCAACAAAUGAAAGCGGAUCUGAAACUGGAUAUGAGCAGCUCAAAAUAAGUCCCGUUUACGUACAUCAUAACUAGAAUAGAUUAUAAUUUUAUUUCUUUAUAGCUAAAUUUGUCAAUAUAGUGCAAUCCUUA